ACCAACAGCUUUCCAACAGUUCUGGCCAUAGACUUCGAACUGACUUGCGAGCGAAAACGACGAUAUGGACCAGCAAGAUGUUCAUCUCGAAGAAGUCUUUUGGCGGUCGCCACAACACGUGCAAAUGAUGGGAGGAUUCCUCCAUUCAAACAACGGUAAGAACAGCCCUACCUUAUAGUAUACCACAGGCGCAUUCUAGAUAACAGAUGAUUUCACUAUACAGUUCUAUUCUACUUUGCUGAAUCACCAUUCUUCGACGCAACCUCCAACAACGCCUCACUAGCUGUCCAGGCAAACUACAAUGAAGCAUUUCGGCAUUUCCUCGAAACUCGCGAGGUGUUUGAAGGCAGACUCAAGACAAUGCAAGGGUUGGAGUUCAUGGUCGCAUACGAUCCAUUACAAGCUGCAGCGCAAUCGGAGACACAGUUCGCUCAUGAACCGUCUAAUAUUUGGGUGAUUCAUAAACAAAUGAGACAAAAGCGACCAGGGAUGGAAGACAAUGUUGUGGUGCUUUCGACGUAUUAUAUUGUUGGCGACUCGGUAUAUAUGGCGCCUGCUAUUUCCAGUGUUAUUGGAAAUCGAAUACUUUCGGCUGUGACUUCACUCACCAAACUCUUGAACGUCGCCUCCCCUCUUCCUAUUUUCACACCAUCAUACGGGCACACAUACAUGCCACCAGGUCCCAAAGCAGCAGAUGCUCCACAAGCAGUCGCUUCUCAACAGAGUCAACAAAGUAAAGAGUCAACGCCCAUGCCCGAUACCCAGGCCACCGUCAAAUCAUCACUAUCCACGGCGAACGUGAAGGAUACCUCAUACCAAGAUACGCGAAACCUAAUGGAAGCAUUCAAUCUUUUGUCGAGAUAUGGAGAUGAAUACAUGGACGAGACACCUCUGACUGGGGAGCCGGGUUCUUUUAUUCUAUCAAAGGCCACGGAGACUGCGGCCGGUACUCGGCGAACUGGUCCUAAGACUAGUUCUAUGCAUGCGCCUGCUGUUCCCAGGAGGCUUGGGACUCCGGUGGUUACGGAUAUGUCGACUCCUUCACGAGGAGAAGACUAAUGAUUGUCGUUUUGAUUAUUCUAGGAGUUUGAUGAUACCCGGGAAUUCUACUUCCCAUGUUAUGCUUACUUUGCUGCAUUUCGUUAUAGAAUCCAGCCGAUAUAGACCAUAUGAAAUGGAAGCUCCUGCCACUUUUCGUUCUAUCCCUUUGAAUGGUUUGAUGAUGCGUCUCUUGUUUCAAUUCAUCAUCACUCAAAGACAUCCUAUAUUCCAACUGUCAUUGAUGCAUGACUGCCUGUACAUUCUGUUCUCAAAGAAUGUCUCAUAGCAUGAUCAACAAGGAAGCGACACUAGGCAUCC
Talaromyces stipitatus ATCC 10500 is the source of this 1359-nucleotide messenger RNA. RefSeq names its product RNA polymerase II transcription mediator complex subunit (Med6), putative. Gene Ontology annotation, cellular component: mediator complex; core mediator complex. Gene Ontology annotation, molecular function: transcription coactivator activity. The coding region runs from base 361 to 1059 and encodes 232 amino acids. The transcript is spliced from 2 exons. Gene Ontology annotation, biological process: regulation of transcription by RNA polymerase II. The record is from RefSeq and is a predicted model, not a curated record. NCBI's taxonomy places the organism in Eukaryota, Fungi, Ascomycota, Eurotiomycetes, Eurotiales, Trichocomaceae.